Molecule: messenger RNA, 843 nt
Organism: Penicillium roqueforti
Lineage: Eukaryota; Fungi; Ascomycota; Eurotiomycetes; Eurotiales; Aspergillaceae
Gene: gliN
Product: N-methyltransferase gliN
Exons: 2
Coding region: 1-843 (280 amino acids)
Source: RefSeq, a predicted model, not a curated record
AUGACACAAUCCAACCCUCCAGACACCUAUCGGGGUCCCCGCCACCAGGGUGAGUACGAUCGCCUACGAACUCAACAUGAGCUCGUGAAGACUGCAAUGAAUGGAAAGCUUCUGUAUUGCCCUGUGGAUAUCAAGCAGCCAAACCUUCGUAUCCUGGACUCCGCCACCGCCGAGGGCACAUGGUUGAUGGAUCUGGCCCAAUCGGUCCCCCCGUCGACAUCACUUUAUGGCACCGACAUCGCCCCCCAGCACUUCCUCCCGGAGAAUUUGCGGCCUUCGAAUUUACAUCUUUCACUUCACUCAAUAUUCGACCCUUGGCCUGCCGACUUUCAAAACAGCUUUGAUGUGGUCCAUCAGCGCUUUGUUCUUACAGUCGCCUCCGAUCAAACUGCCCAGGAGGCUGUCAAGCUGUUGUUCUCGUGUGUCAAGCCCGGCGGUUGGAUUGAGUUGCAUGAAGGGAACAUGCUUUCGAUUCAGGAGGGGCCUGAGCAUGCAGCAUUCGUCAAGUUCCGUGACAUCAUGGUCAAUGCUUGGGCAGCCAUAGGGAACCAGCCGAGCCCGGGAUCGUUCCUAGUACAAUGGUUACAGGGUGCUGGUGCUGUGGACAUCCAAGAAAGUGUUCAGGUCAUCAAGGUUGGAGCCGCAUCAGAGGAUCCAGAGCAAGGCGAGAGGGCUGUGGUUGUUUUGCUUCAUCUGCUUGAUGGAAUGAAAAGAAUGCUGAGUGGGAAGCCGGGACAACCUAAGAGCGAGGAAUUUGAUACCCUUCGCAAUGAAUUGGAGAUCGAGCUUCGCAAUGUUGGAAAUGUCUACCACUAUCAUCUCGCUUGGGCGAAGAAAGCUUGA